GUCCCCGCAGUACGGCACAGCCGAGCCUCUCGCGUCCUUUCUCCUCCGGAGCUUGCAAGCUCUCUUUCUCUCCAUCUCUCUCUCCCUCGAGCUGUCACUUUUUGGCACUUUUGGGUUUUUUUUCUUUUUCUUUUUUUUUUUUCUGCUUUCCCCUCCUCGGUUUCGUUCGUUCAUCCGUAUACAAACGAGCACGUGCUUACAGUCGUCACCUGCAGGGGACGAAGGACGGGAUCGCUCAUCUCUGGGCUUUGAUUUUUGUGCUCGCAGACGGAGCCAAGGAGGCUCGAGUGGAAAGAUCGGCUGGAGCUGCACGUGAACGCAAAUUCAGGCUUCAACGACGAGUGAUGCGGGUGAGACGCGCGGUAGGCCGAGAGUCGAGGACCAGGUGACUCUGGCCCCGAGUCCCUCCUGCGGAGCAUCAUCGUCACCUUUGCCAAACCAACCAUCAACGGGCACAGCAGCACCGGAGACGAGCGUUCUGGCGUCCGGGGACAAUGGCCGUGCCGUGCGUAGCGAGCACCUCGGGGGAGCUCCGGGGGAAGCGGCCGCGACGACGAUUGCAGCGACGGCGAAAACGUCGGCGGCGGAAAUCCUGCCCAAGGGGGCCGAGCCUCGUCAAUUGAAAACGAGAAAGGACCACGACGACUGUGAUAAACCAUCGGGGCUCGGAGGUACGGCUGGUGGUGGUGGUGCUCUGAUGCUGUGGAGCGACAUGCCCCCGCACCUGCAGUUCAAUCCGCACAUCAUAUCGGGCUACAGGCCCCUCAUGAGCCCGGCCGAGUGCGUCGCCAGUAUAUUCCACCUGCACAAUGAGACUGUUAAUAUUUUGACCCACGGAUUUGCCAUUGUUUAUAUACUAGUGACAGUGCCGUUUUUACUUCCGUGGGGUUCGCGGGGCGCCCUCCCGGGCUUUUUGUCCUGGUGCCACCUAGUCGGCGCCGUGAGCCCGUGGAUCGGCUCCUUUCUCUAUCACGUCUUCAUGAAUCUCGAGCACGGCGAGGGCAUAUACCGAUCCCUCCUCCAGAUCGACAUGCUCGGCAUUUGGAUUUGUCAGAGCUUUGGAGCAAUGCCACUGAUAGCAGCGUCGGUACACUGUUUGCCAGACAUACUUUGGCACUUGUGCAUUAGUACUUAUUGUUUUCUUAGCAUUUGGGGCCUUUUUAAAGCGAUGAACGCUUCGUCACCAUGGGAGAGGCGAUUGUGCUUCUCGCCUCUCUUCAUGAUGCGCAUGCUGGUCGUCGCGUGUAGAUCAUUCGGACUUGGCGGCGGCAAUCCCGAAGCUUUCCUACACGUAGUGCUUCAGGACCUAGUAGCCGUGAUCGGUGGUACGAUCGGCGCGAUGAGAGUGCCCGAAAAGUGGAUGCCAGGCAGGCUGGACCUGCUCUUCAAUUCGCACAACAUAAUGCACGUGAUGGUCGUCCUGGCGGUCUGCUCGAUGCGCUCGGCCACCCUACAGGACCUCGCUUGGAUGAGCCAACCUGGUGUGUGCAGUUCCACCGGUUCAGCGUCGUUAUCCACCGCAGCAACUGUGCAACAUCACGAGGAUCUCUGAACGAAACGCGUUUACAUCAUUUUACUGCAGCUGCCUUUCUAAAAAAAAUAUUUAAGUAUACCUAUAUACUUACACAUACGUACACAUCGUUUGUUAUAUAAUACCGAUCGAUGCCGAAACAAUUGUCAUAGUUAUAAUAUACGGUAAGCGGAAAAUCAUUGAAACGAGAGUAGGAAUUAAGUGAGGAUGUGUACGUGUAUAUUAUAUAUAUAUAUAUAUAUAGGUACGUGUAAAAAUAAUAAUAAUAAUAAUAAUAUAUCAUGACAUGUGACCGGUAUGGAAUUCAAAUAAGAGAGUUUCCGUUUUAUUAGCGACAAGACAAUAUUGUAUUGUAUAUUGUACACAAGUGUAUACUUAUAUAAGGGUUGAAACUAAUACCAAAACUAACUCACGAGUAUUAAAUAGAUAUAAAUAAGUAAACAAGCUUUGAUUCUGUUGGGAGCUGUACCUAUACAUGCACAUAAUAAUAUGUAUACAGCAAGUAAAACGAUCCUUCUUCUGAUACCGAUUUUUUCCUCCUUGUAUAACUGUAUGUAUUAUACAUACAUACGUAUUAAAUGAUUUCGCUGCAUAAUUUAAUGAUCCGCGCGUUUAUCCAGUUUAUUUAUUUAACAUUAUAUAUAUAUAUAUAAACAUGCACCCUCCGACCUCUUUGGUUACAAAUACACGUAUUUAUCAAACACCUAUACACUUCGUUAGUAAUUGCGACAAAAAAAAGUAAAAAGCUCAUUUCUCUCCUCAGCGGAUCUUGAUGAUGAUGGUGAUGAUAUAUUAUUUAGAUACAUAAAAAUUGUUAAAUAUUAUAUUACUUACUACACACAGAUUUAAAUAUAUAUUCCCAGAGAGUCUUGUAUUGAGACGUUAAUGAUAUGAAAGGAUAAUAUAUAUAUAUAGUAUGCAUUACAGAAACACGUGAUUCAGAGGAAUGGCUUUUAUGUGAUAAAUUUACAACUAUGAAAGAGAGAGAGAGAGAGAGAGAGAAGAAAAAGUGAAAGCUGAGAAAGUAAGUAUGCGAAUAGACAUAUUUACUUGUUCUCGACUUUGUCGUUGUCGUUGACUUUUUCGAUAUUGCAAUUAUUAAUGAUACUUAUACUGUACUCUCAGCGACUCUCAGUCAUGAAAUGGGGAAUGGCAACUUCUCUACAUACAUAGGAUACAUGUAUAUAAAUACAAAUACAUUUUCCAUCCACUAAUCGACCGUGGUGUGGAAUGUUUAGACUGAUUAGAAAAAAAAAUUUAUUGAACGAUAAAGUUUACGGUUGCACAUAGUUAGUCAUUUUUUUUUUCGUUCUCCAAAAAAAUACAACACCAAACAGCACGAAAAUUGUUAAAACUUUUUUUUUCCAUCGAUUAAAAUGGCCUUGACGCGCGUAGAAUAUGUAUACGUACAUUUGUAUAUUAAUGUCAUCGCGCAAGUAUUUUUACAAAAUGGAAAAUUUCAUAUCUCCCAUGCCGAAGUUGCCAUUUGUGUAUAUUCCCUGAUGUAUUUUUAUGUACACCUAUAUAAUUUUAGCCCCCCCCUUUUUUUUUUUUUUUUUGGGGAUGCAUAAUCAAGAGUAUAUUGUUAUCCAUCCGCUACAAUAAAAAUAGGUAAAUGCUUAGGCGACAAUAGGAUACAAAUCAUAUUUUUAGGUUUUCAAUGCUUCUUCUUUUCAAGGCCAUUGGGACAAUUGUUUAUCAAUUUAGCGUCAUUAGUUCUAAGUUUCGGUCGAUGAAUAUAUUCUAAAAGAAUAGUUGUAAUUUUUAGAUACGUAAAAAUGCACUUAUGCAUUAAAAAAAAAAAAAUACAUAAAUAAAGCAAUGACUAAUAACAAAUAUUAACAUAAUAAAUUUAAUGAAGCAAUUUAUCGAAAGAUCCUUUUCUUUCAUUAUAGUCAUUUUACUGUUGUUUGGGAGUCAAAAGUUUUAUCUAUAUGGGCAAUUAUCGAAAACUUGUGUAACGUUUUAUUUAGUUAUAUUAAUGAUAAAAAAAAAAAAAACAAACAAACAAAAAAAA
Messenger RNA from Copidosoma floridanum, 3548 nucleotides. RefSeq names its product progestin and adipoQ receptor family member 4. NCBI's taxonomy places the organism in Eukaryota, Metazoa, Arthropoda, Insecta, Hymenoptera, Encyrtidae. Gene Ontology annotation, cellular component: membrane. The record is from RefSeq and is a predicted model, not a curated record. Gene Ontology annotation, molecular function: signaling receptor activity.